GCCAUGGCCGCGAACUGCGCGGGGGCCGCGGGGACGGCGGCGGGAGCCGUGGCCGCGGUGGGCUCGGCCCUCAGCGCCAGCAAGACCAAGACCAAGAAGAAACACUUCGUGUGCCAGAAGGUGAAGCUGUUCCGGGCCUCGGAGCCGCUGCUCAGCGUCCUUAUGUGGGGGGCGAACCACACGAUCAAUGAGCUCAGCAAUGUUCCCGUCCCCGUCAUGUUAAUGCCCGAUGACUUUAAAGCCUACAGUAAGAUUAAGGUGGACAAUCAUCUAUUCAACAAGGAGAACCUGCCGAGCCGUUUCAAGUUCAAGGAGUACUGUCCGCUGGUGUUCCGGAACCUGCGGGAGCGCUUUGGGAUCGACGACCAGGACUACCAGAACUCGGUGACGCGCAGCGCCCCGGUGAACAGCGACAGCCAGGGCCGCUGCGGCGCGCGCUUCCUCACCACCUACGACAGGAGGUUCGUCAUCAAGGCGGUGUCCAGCGAGGACGUGGCGGAGAUGCACAACAUCCUCAAGAAAUACCACCAGUUCAUCGUGGAGUGCCACGGCAACACGCUGCUGCCGCAGUUCCUGGGCAUGUACCGGCUGACCGUGGACGGCGUGGAGACCUACAUGGUGGUCACCAGGAACGUCUUCAGCCACAGGCUGACCGUGCACAGGAAGUACGACCUGAAGGGCUCAACAGUAUCCAGGGAAGCAAGUGACAAGGAGAAGGCCAAGGAUCUCCCAACCUUCAAGGACAAUGACUUCUUGAAUGAGGGUCAGAAGCUGCACGUUGGAGAAGACAGUAAAAAGAACUUCCUGGAGAAGCUGAAGCGGGACGUGGAGUUUUUAGCCCAGCUGAAGAUCAUGGAUUACAGCCUGCUGGUGGGCAUCCACGACGUGGACCGGGCCGAGCAGGAGGAGAUGGAGGUGGAGGAGCGGGCAGAGGACGAGGAGUGCGAGAACGACGGGCUGGGGGGGAACCCCAUCUCCUCCUACGGGACCCCCCCCGACAGCCCCGGCAACCUCCUCAACUACCCCCGCUUCUUCGGGCCCGGGGAGUUCGACCCCUCCGUGGAUGUGUACGCCAUGAAGAGCCACGAGAGUGCCCCCAGGAAGGAGGUUUAUUUCAUGGCCAUCAUCGACAUCCUCACGCCCUACGACACCAAGAAGAAAGCUGCACACGCUGCCAAGACAGUGAAACACGGGGCCGGGGCCGAGAUCUCCACCGUGAACCCCGAGCAGUACUCGAAACGCUUCAACGAGUUCAUCUCCAGCAUCCUGACAUAGUGCAGCCUCCUCCCCGGAGCCGCCAGGCGCGGCCAUCCUCAUCCUCAUCCUCACCCCCUCCGCCGGCCGCAGCCGCGGGAUCCCAGCUCACAGAAGUGCCCAGAUCCCAGAUCCGAGGGCUUUUAUCCCAACGAGCCAAGUGCAUUUGUUCCGGCGCCGCCGCUCUCCUCCUCCGUGCCCAGGAACGCUGACGGAUUUAGGAGUUUUGAACAAAUCCUCUCUGCAGUUGAAACACACAGUUGCUUAAUCUGCCUUGGAACUGUUUUUUCACACAUGCCUUUGUUUGGGGAGCGUCUGUCCUGUGCUCGUAGAGGUUUUUGCUGUGUGGAAUUUUGGUCCUUUUUCACAGAUAACUGGUGCUCAUCACAUCCUGGUAAUUCCCCUAAAUUAACCCUCUGAUUCUCAAUCUUGGGGCUUGGGAGGGGGGGUAUUUUUAAGUAUUUUUUAAGUAUUUUUAUUUGGUUUUGAUUUCUUUUUCACACCCCUCUCCCCUCCCUGUUUCCCAUUCCUGAAUCCCCCACCUUGAGGGGGGCUAAAAUCAGAGCCCCCCACCCCCUGAGGGUGCACUGUAAAUAGAAUUUGGGAAAAGGUGAAAAAUUAGGGAUCCUGAUCCCUAAUUUGAGGAUUUGAGGGAUUUGAGGAUUUUUUUUUUUUUUUUAGUCGUUCCCUUUUGUUGUGGCUGCUUUCUGCUGCCCCCGUGGUGUGGGAGGUGCCUCAAGGUGUGGAGCUGGAAAAGCCAGAACCCAAAAAAAAACCCCACUUUAAACAAAGAAAAAACAACAAAAAAAAAACCAAAAUAGGGAGGACUUGGAGCUUCAUUUUGUGGGCAUUAUUUUGGUUGCUUUUCUCUUAAUAAGCACUUAAGUUUACUGCUAAUUAGGAAUUAAAAACCAAUCGCUUUUUAUUCCUGACAGUUUUUUUAAAACAAACAAACAAACAAAAAAA
Pseudopodoces humilis (Tibetan ground-tit) is the source of this 2220-nucleotide messenger RNA. The record is from RefSeq and is a predicted model, not a curated record. NCBI's taxonomy places the organism in Eukaryota, Metazoa, Chordata, Aves, Passeriformes, Paridae.